AUUUCGUGUAUAACUUGGUACUAAGCAAUCGCAAUUUCUUUGGGUUCGGAGGUUUUUGGCCGGACGAGACGAACACCCACCAGUUGUUGCUUGCUCCUCUCCCUCUCUCUCUCUGUGGCUAGUGAGAAACAAACAGAAACCCCAAAAGAGAUUUUGGGGAGAGAGAGAAAGUCUGAGGUUUUUCUUUUCUGGGUGCUCUUUGUACUUAUCAGUGAAGCCAUUAUGUCUUCAAUUCUCCAGAUUUCAGCUUCCCGUGCUUCUCCUUCAGAAAGAUUGGACAUUUGGGCGGUUGGUGCUUGAAGAUUGUGCCAUUUUGAUGAAUUUUUCCAUUUUUGGAAUGGUUAUGCUGGCUAUUAACCUUCCCUGAAAUCUGGGUUGGUUUGUGUUUCUUUGAGUUUUGUUUGGUUGCUGAGAAAGUGUGGGUAGAGGAAUUGGAAAGGACAUGCUUGAACUUUCCUUUUUGUUGCAUUGGAAUUUUGUGCCUUUUUUCCCCUAGGAGGAUCACAUCACUGAACCGUUCGUCUGCUAGUUGAGUUUAUUGUGUAAUAUCUCGUGGGAUCUUUUAAGGAGCUAGAUGGGUUCCAGAUUCAAUUCUCAUCAACUCAGCAAUGGCCUUUACGUAUCAGGCCGGCCAGAGCAACCAAAGGAAAGGACUCCAACUAUGAGCUCAGUUGCCGUGCCCUAUACUGGUGGAGAUAUCAAGAAGUCGGGAGAACUAGGGAAGAUGUUUGAUAUCCCUACGGAUGGCUCUAAGUCUAGAAAAUCUGGACCUAUAACUGGUGCUUCUUCAAGGACUGGAUCUUUUGGAGGUGCUGCUUCACAUUCAGGACCAAUCCCUAAUUCUGCAGCUCGUGCAGGCUAUACCACAUCAGGUCCCGUAUCAUCUGGAGGCAUGCCCGGUUCUGCUUCCUUAAAGAAGUCAAAUUCUGGACCACUGAAUAAGCAUGGGGAACCUUUAAAGAAGUUGUCUGGUCCACAAUCUGGUGGGGUAACACCAACUGGCCGGCCAAACUCUGGACCUCUUCCUCCUGUUCUCCCUGCAACCGGUCUCAUUACAUCUGGGCCCAUUUCUUCUGGCCCACUAAAUUCUUCUGGUGCCCCUCGUAAGGUAUCUGGUCCUUUAGAGUCAAUGGGUUCAAUGAAAGUACACGGUUCCUCCAUUGUUCACAAUCAGGCCAUUACUACUCUCAGCCAAGAUGACGAGUUUUCAUUUAAGAAGAACUUCCCAAAGUUAAUUAUGUGGUCUUUGAUUCUUCUGUUCGUGAUGGGGUUCAUAGCUGGUGGUUUUAUUCUAGGUGCAGUCCACAAUGCAAUUCUCCUUAUCGUGGUUGUGAUCCUUUUCGGUCUAGUUGCUACACUAUUCACAUGGAAUACUUAUUGGGGAAGACGAGCUAUUAUAGGUUAUAUUGCUAGUUAUUCAGAUUCCGAGCUGAGGACUGCAAAGAAUGGGCAAUUUGUGAAGGUCUCAGGGGUGGUCACUUGUGGCAAUCUACCUCUUGAGUCGUCCUUUCAAAAAAUUCCUAGAUGUGUGUAUACAUCUACCAGUUUAUAUGAGUAUCGAGGAUGGGAUUCAAAAGCUGCCAACCCUACACAUCGUCGAUUUACUUGGGGGCUCAGGUCCAUAGAAAGGCGUUUGGUAGAUUUCUACAUCUCUGAUUUCCAAUCUGGGUUAAGAGCAUUGGUUAAGACUGGUUCUGGGGCAAGGGUGACUCCUUAUGUUGAAGAUUCGUUUGUCAUUGAUGUGAAUCCUGAAAAUGAAGAGUUGUCUCCAGAGUUUAUUAGGUGGUUGGGAGAGAGGAAUCUUUCAAGUGAUGACCGCAUGAUGCGGUUGAAAGAAGGGUACAUUAAAGAAGGAAGCACAGUUAGUGUAAUGGGAGUCGUCCAAAGAAAUGAAAAUGUGCUGAUGAUUGUUCCUCCACCUGAGCCGAUCACGACAGGAUGCCAGUGGGCCAAAUGUAUCUUUCCAGCCAGCGUCGAGGGUAUUGUGUUGAGAUGUGAUGAUGCAUCAAAGAAUGAUGUCAUCCCAGUUUAGCAGUAAAGUAAACUGCAGACUUACCCUUUUAGGUAUUUGCUCUUUCUGGAGUAUAUUCUUUCCCUCUAUUAUUAUUAAUUAUUAUUGUUAUCGAUGUUGGCGAUGAUGUUAGGAGUGAAGAAGUUGUGUCCGUAACAGAUUAAGACGGGGGUGGCGGUGUUUAUUCCUUUUAACAUGGUGUAUAGUUUUUCCAGGUUUCGUUUCCCUUUUAUUUGUUUUUAUUCAAGGGUUUGAAAGCUUUGUAAUGGGGGUGGUUUUGAUGAAGCAAGGAAUUUACAUGUUUAAUCAGAUUGACUUAAUGAAUGUGAAAUAGAAAGAAAGAAAUAUUUGAGUUAUUUGUAUA
Messenger RNA from Malus domestica (apple), 2375 nucleotides. RefSeq lists its product as uncharacterized. The record is from RefSeq and is a predicted model, not a curated record. NCBI's taxonomy places the organism in Eukaryota, Viridiplantae, Streptophyta, Magnoliopsida, Rosales, Rosaceae.